GGCCCGCCCACCGCCCACUGCCCGGCCGGGACUCGCUCCAGUUCCGUGCCGAGUCGGAGGCCGGUGGCUGCGGCGUGAGCGGCUGUUGCAGCCGGUAGGUAGGUGGAGGCCGGCAGAUGGGGGGGCGCCGCCGGCUGUUUCGGGCUGCUCUGGAUCGGGCGCUCAGCCAGUUUCCGCGGAUGAUUAUAUUCUUGGAAAUGUUUCAUUUCCGAGACUCGGCGGCCGGAAACGGCUUUUCGCGUAGACCCAGUACUUCAGCUCGUGAACUCGCGUACGUCGUCAACAACCUGUGAUCUGUGAUGGACUUAGCACGAAUUUUAACUGGCGAUGUGGUUAUUAAAGACAUUUUUCAAUUUCUGUCGAAUCGUAGGAGACAAGUGGUGCUUGGUUCAUCAGUUUGGAGAGAGCUCCUUUGCCCUGUUCCAUUAGCCCUUCACUGCAGAUCUUGGCCCUUUGCAUUCACUUCGUCGUUGUAAUGUGGUAAUAGUUUCUGCCUUCAACCCUUCCUGGCAAUGAGUUUCAAACCUCAGCCACACUCCAGGGAGAGAAGACACUUCCUCAUUUGAAUAACUGAGGAAUGAAUUUGAACAGCCCACAGGAAAUAUCUUCUGUUCUUCUUUGCAAUAAUGCUGCAGUAUUUUGAAGUCAUCUGAGAGAGCAGAUAUUGUCUUUGUUAUAGUUUUGUCCAGAAGACAGCACCUCUGAUGUGCAGGUCUCCUCUGCUGGGCUGGAGAGGUGGACUGCAAUUUUCACACUGGCUGAGUGACUUUAAGCUGAGUGAGAAGGAUACUAGUUAAACUUAAUCAAAGCUGACAAUGUAAAGCUUUCCUGUAUUCCCAAUUUACUGUAUUCUCCUUCUGCCUUGGAAUCAAUUUUUGUCUGGUUAUAAUUCAACAAAUUUCUUUGUGUUUCCAUGUUUUAUGUGCUAAACCAAAUCAGGGCCUCUGGAAUUUGUUCCUUAUUCAUUUAUUAAAUGUAAACCUUGUAUGGCAUCUGUUGGUCUCGCGAGACCAUGGAUCUGUGCCUGGAAAGUCUCCAGGGUGCAGGACUGGGCAGGAUUGUACGGAAGACCGGCAGUUGCCCAAGCAGCAAGUCUCCAUCUCCACGACACCGAUGUUGUCUGAGGGAAGGGCAAGGGCCGAUACAGCUUGGCACCGGUAUUGUCACAGGAGUUGGCAGAAAAAGGUUGAAGACAAUGUCAGAACAAGGUUGAAGACAAUGUCAGACUGCCUUAGGGCCUCCAGCUCCGGAUUUGUCCUCGGGGUUUACUCCCAAAGCCUCUCCCAUGAAUGUUGAUGUUACCGGACUGCUCUGUCAGAAUAAGAUGAACACAGAGUGGAGGAUUUCCUUGUUUCUGUCUGCUGGCAGCUGGACAUCGACCAAGUGAAAUGCUAUAAAUUUAUGAAAAAAUGAGUGUGGGACGCAAACGAACAAAGCUGGUUGUGAUUAUGAUGAUAGUAAAUUUCUUCAUUUAUGUCAUGGUAGAAAUUUCAUGGAAUGAUCAUGAAGACAAAAACUCAACCAAAAAGAUGAUAAUUUCAGACAGUGUCUUUUGGAAGCCAGUGACGCAUAUUAAACCAUACUGGAAUCGAGAACAGCACAAGUUAGAUGAAUUGUACAACCCUGUCAUUGCUGCUCUACACAACAGAACUGUGAUGGGGAACAGAAACAUUACGAAUAUGUAUACUUGUGAACCUAAUACAAAUUUGAAGGAGGAGAUUAGUAACUUUGAUAGUUUGCCGGACCGUUUCAAAGAUUUUCUAACAUACUUGCGAUGUCGGAGCUAUCCCUUAGUAAUCGACCAACCGACGAAAUGCCAGAACAAGCCUGUGCUUCUAUUGGCUAUAAAAUCACUGGAAUCGCACUUUGACAGAAGGCAGGCCAUACGUCAGUCCUGGGGAAGUGAAGUUACAAUAAAAAAUAAGACCAUUGCACGAAUCUUUUUACUGGGCAGGUCUUCUGAAAUAGAUGACUUUCCCAACUUAUCGGAUAUGCUUCAGUAUGAGAGUAACCAACACAAAGAUAUUCUUCUGUGGGAUUACAGAGACACAUUCUUUAAUCUGACACUAAAAGAAGUAUUGUUUUUAGAAUGGAUAAGCAAAUCCUGCUCCAAUAUUCAGUACAUUUUUAAAGGAGAUGAUGAUGUCUUUGUAAACACAUUACAGAUUAUAGAAUAUAUAGAUGCAUUGGAUAAGGAUAAAGCAAAAGAUCUGUUUAUUGGUGAUGUUAUUACAAAUGCAGGACCUCAUCGAGAGAAGAAACUGAAGUACUAUGUUCCCGAAAGUGUAUUUGAAGGUGUGUAUCCUCCUUAUGCAGGUGGAGGUGGGUUUCUCUACUCUGGAUACUUGGCAAAGAGACUUCAUAAUAUUUCAUAUCAAGUAGCACUAUAUCCAAUUGAUGAUGUGUAUACUGGAAUGUGCCUUAGAAAACUUGGCCUUGCUCCAGAGAAACACAAGGGAUUCAGGACUUUUGAUAUUAUGCAAAAAGACAGACAAGUCACCUGUGCAUACAAAAAUUUAAUAUUAGUUCACAGCAGAAAUCCUCAAGAAAUGAUAAGAAUCUGGAGCAGGCUUCAGGAUCCGCAUUUGAAAUGUUAGUCUGAAAUACUAUAUGGAGGGGGGGGGGGGGAAUGGUUGAGGGCAUUGAUACCAGCUUCCAUUGGACACAGAGGGUCACCAGAUUUUGCAGAGUUAUAAUCACUUAAUGAUAUCAUGUUACAAUUGGGCUGUGCAAAAUCUGUGCAUGAAGGUUUUUCUCCAAGGAUACCAGUUGUGAACCUCAGAAGUAUUGUGGGUCCAAAGUCAUCUGUAUUGCUUAAUCAGGAUUUGAAUUGGUUGUGCUGAUCAACCUGAAUGCUACACUUCACUGAACGCACAGAAUGAUUUUAUGAAUUUCACAAUUUCCACCAUUUUGCUCUCUGAUCUCCUAUAGAGAAUUAUUCCUGUUCUCUGUCAAAAGGAAUCCCCAGGAGGUGAUUCUGGAGCCAAUCAAAAUAAAGUCUGGUGGGAAUUGGAGUAGUGUGCUUCACUGCAUACAUAGUAGCCAAAUAAAAGGUGGGGCACAAAACGAUGACAGAAUAUUAUCCUGGACAGUGUCAGCCAUGAGUGUAAUUAUGUCUCUUUCAAUCUUGUGCGAGCAGAUUAUUUUAGAGAUUCACUAUCAAUUGUGUGUGAUUAUCUGUGCUGUACAUCAUGAAAGGGGAUGUUUCAUGUCUUCAAAGAAGAAUGUAAAUGAAUUUUGUUUAAUAAAUCUAAUUUCUGAAUAGAAAGUCAAUGCUAUUUAAAUUUUAGUGUGAGUGGCAAAAAAUCCAGAAGUUUUGUAAUAAUUCUGGAUUUGUACCAGAUUAUUUCCAAUCUAUCAAAGGUUGCUGGACUUACUCCAUAAUAUGUAAGCAUGUGUGCUUCCUUGUGUUUUAUGUGGGAAAAGUGCCUGCCAUUUUAUUUAUUCAGAUCUAAGACCAAAUUGUUUUUAAAAUGGAACUAUAUACAAUGUAUUAUUUUGUCUGUAAAACCUGUUAAAUGUGACUUGUCUCUAAAUAAACAGUUAAUAUAAUCCUUGGCAUC
Messenger RNA from Hypanus sabinus (Atlantic stingray), 3563 nucleotides. RefSeq names its product UDP-GlcNAc:betaGal beta-1,3-N-acetylglucosaminyltransferase 2b (gene b3gnt2b). Gene Ontology annotation, molecular function: hexosyltransferase activity. The record is from RefSeq and is a predicted model, not a curated record. NCBI's taxonomy places the organism in Eukaryota, Metazoa, Chordata, Chondrichthyes, Myliobatiformes, Dasyatidae. Gene Ontology annotation, cellular component: membrane. Bases 1410 to 2597 code for a protein of 395 amino acids. The transcript is spliced from 4 exons.